Molecule: messenger RNA, 2976 nt
Organism: Rhodofomes roseus
Lineage: Eukaryota; Fungi; Basidiomycota; Agaricomycetes; Polyporales; Fomitopsidaceae
Exons: 1
Coding region: 1-2976 (991 amino acids)
Source: RefSeq, a predicted model, not a curated record
AUGGCUCCUCCUUCCAGGUCGACCACGCACUUGCCCCGUUUCCGCUCGUCUCUCUGGUUCCCGAUGGACUACCAAGUCCUCCCUCAACGACUGCAGGUGCGAGAUGCGAACUGGCCGCUGUAUACGGGUCACCGAGCGGUCCGGGUCAUGGCGGCGCUAGGUGACGGAACCUACGCCGUCUCUCCCAACGCCGACUACGUUCCCUCUCCUCCUCCUGGUCCCCAAGAUCGAGAAGAAAUCCUCUCCAACGGGCGACGAGGAGUAUUUGAGCCGGGAUACCACCCUCAGGAAUGGAGGCGCGCCAGAGGACACUGGCCGUUCAUCCACGGCGUCCCUCCCGGGGCGGAAGGCAUCGAUCCCGCCUACGUCCUCUUGGACUGCAAGCGCGGAAGCCUCCAAGGUACCUUCCGCCUGUUCUCCUCCCAGAGCGGGAAAGGCAAGUCGGACCCCGCCUUCAUACAGGCUCUGACUAGCCUGUACGACGCAGAGCUCCAGCAAGCGGAAGGUUUCCUCUCCCAGGACCCGGAUCCGCCGUCCUCUUUCAUCCUCCGACCCGACGACGUGAAAGAGGCGAGGUACCAGUUUGAGUACAUAGACUCCAACCUCGAAACGGCCCGCGGCAAUGUGGCAAUCAUCCAGCGCCACCUGCUGGAGUUAAGGGCCUACUCGUACCGGUCCUACCUCCUGCAGACCUUUAACGAAGGACGCCUUGCGACGCCUUCCCCCCACCUCACGGGUAUCGGCUGCUGGGUUCGUAGCUCCGACGAGGAUCUUAUGAAGCGUCUGGUCUGGUGUGGGAUCCCGGUUUGGUACAUCCGCCGCGACGGCCCUCCCUCGAACCAACUGCUCCUGCGAGUGAGCUCGCUCGAUAAACGACUGUCGACGGAGCUAUGGGACGACGAGGAACACGGCCCUCCUCGAGAAAAGAAUAAGAAAUCCUCGCGCCGCGAGAAACAGCUCGAGGCUGACUUCCUGUCCGCGGAGGAGGACUCGGAUUUUGACUGGGAAAAGUCCCAUGGUCUGCGUCGACCCCCUCCCGUCGCUGGACCUUCCCUUCCCACGACGCGUCCCCCCGCUCCUCAGACUACCGUCGAUCCCUUCGCCGCCCUCUCCAACAUCGCCGAAGAGGAAGGAUGGGUCAACCAGUCCUACGUCAACCAUGCUCAGCUUUCCUCGCCCCCGAGGAGCUCGCCCGAUCGUAACAGAAGGAUGAUCGUCACUCCUCCUCCAAGAGUCGACUCGCCCAUGAUCAUUGGUUCCCCUCCUCCUCGAGAGAGGAUCGAGUCCCCGACGCGUCCCCCGCAAAGGAUCUCAUCGACGGUCCCAAACCAGCCGGACAAAGGCAAGAGGCGAGCGUCUCCACCGCCAAGCCAGCCCGUGCCGCUCCCUCCACUUCCUCGCCGAAGGUCCCCUCCCCGUCUCCCGGCUUCUACUCGUCGUCCCCGCUCGCCUCGCCGCCAUCGCUCCCCUCCAGGCCGCCACCCAUCUCCCCCUCCUAUCCCGCGCCGCGAACGUACUCCCGUUCCCUCAGAGCGUUCUUCUCGUCGCCGCUCCCGCUCGCCCUCUCCUCGUCGGGGACGUCCUCGAGAACGUCGGUCCGAGCAAUCUCGAUCACCCCGGAGAUUACACCUCUCCCCGGUGCGGUACACUCCCCGCUGGAUGAACCGCCCCCCUUCCUCGCAAAGGAUUGACUUCGACGAACGUCGUCGAGCCAAUCGGAGGGAGGAGGUGAUUCGUCCCCCGGCACGAACUCGGGAAAGGAGUCCGGUGCCUAGUCGGCGUUCGCGCAGCCCCGCGUCGCCCAACGAGCCCCGGGCCUCCUUCAGGCCGCCGAGUCCUCCCCCGGCAGCGUCGUCGCUACCCCUUGAGCAGAGGCUGGCCCCUCCUACCUCGGAGCCGCCCAGACGACCCCUACUGGAGAGGUUGGAAGCCGCCAGCCUGCUCUCUAGGUUGGGCCCCUCGAGCAGUACGGCCCCCGUGGAAGGAGACUCGAGCGAAGUGGUAGCCCGCGCCGGAGCGUCACUCUUCGAGCGACUGGGACUACCCCUCGAGAAUCGGAUCACUGACGUAUCUCCUCUCACUCCCCCCGCACCUCCGGUCGUCCUACCCCCCGCGGACUUACACACGGUCAGCCUGCCCUCGGGAGUUCCUUUGAGGACCAGGCUUCCUCUGUACUCAGCCGCCGCGGUGGACGAGUAUAUUCAUCAUCCCUUCGAACGCGACGGGGGUGGACAUACCCUUCGACUUGAAGGAGAGGACGAACUGGGCCCGGCGCCGACUUUUACGCAGGAUGCGAAGACCCCGGUACCCUCCCCUCAACUCUUGCUAGCAGAGGGCGAUGAAGGUUAUCUGGCUACGAUAACCUGGCUACAAAACCGAGGGCCGUGCCUCCUACGAUUGGAAAGAAAGCCGGAGAACUGGUUACUACGGAACAACCGCCAAUGGAGAUCUAAUCUCCGCGGUCCUCCCGACUUGGUGCGAGCGGCCAGGAACGAUUCGACGCGCCCCUUGCCGGACGACGCUGUUAGCCCGUUGCGCAACCCUCUUCCGAACGAGAGGGAGAAUGAAAUCUGGAGGCUGAGGACCUUCUUGUUCAGGUACAACUUCGAGCGACUGGCUGCGAGGUUGCUACCGAGUCUACAAGCUGCCACCACGGACGCGGCCAGGGGGGCUGUUUGGGCCGGGGUACGGGACCGUAUACGACGGGUAUGGGGGGCGGGAGCAACGCUGUACCCCGCUGUCGAUGAACCACGAUACUUCGACAGUGACGACGACGCCGUACGCAUGAGACAUUGGUUCGCAAUCAGACGUCUCAUGCUCGAAUGGAACCUAAGGGAGGAUAUCGCUCAAGACUUGCGACUCGCGAUGGGGGGCACUGUUAUGGAUGCGGUAGAACGCAUCAAAGCGGCGUACGCUAACGUGUAUAGGAACACCUACGAGAAUCGCGACCCGCAAGUAUUCGUUCCUCGUCCAUAA